GGGGCCGGACCGAGAGCCGCCGCCAUCCGCCGCCAUGCGCCGCUGGGGCUCGGCCUGCUGGGUGGUGGUGCUCGUCCUGGGGCUCUGCUGCGCGCACCGGGCGCGCUCCCGGAACGUGCUGCUGAUCCUCGCGGACGACGGAGGCUUUGAGAGCGGUGCUUACAACAACAGUGCCAUCAGCACCCCUCACCUGGAUGCCUUGGCCCGCCGCAGCCUGACCUUCCGCAGUGCCUUCACCUCUGUCAGCAGCUGCUCUCCCAGCCGGGCCAGCCUCCUCACCGGCCUGCCCCAGCAUCAGAACGGCAUGUAUGGCCUGCACCAGGACAUCCACCACUUCAGCUCCUUCGACGGGGUGCAGAGCCUCCCACUGUUGCUGGGCCGCGCCGGUGUUCGCACAGGCAUCGUUGGGAAGAAGCACGUGGGACCCGAAACGGUGUACCCGUUCGACUUCGCCUACACGGAAGAGAACGGCUCUGUGCUGCAGGUGGGGCGCAACAUCACUAGAAUUAAGCUGCUGGUCCGGAAAUUCCUGCAGUCUCUGGACGACAGGCCCUUCUUCCUCUAUGUCGCCUUCCAUGACCCCCACCGCUGCGGGCACUCCCAGCCCCAGUAUGGGGCCUUCUGCGAGAAGUUUGGCAAUGGGGAGAGUGGCAUGGGGUGGAUCCCAGACUGGACCCCCAAGACCUACGACCCCCAGGAUGUGCUGGUGCCUUACUUUGUCCCUGACACCCCGGCGGCCCGAGCUGACCUGGCCGCUCAGUACACCACCAUCAGCCGAAUGGACCAAGGCAUUGGACUCGUGCUCCAGGAGCUGCGUGGAGCAGGUGUCCUGAACGACACCCUGGUGAUCUUCACGUCAGACAAUGGGAUCCCCUUCCCCAGUGGCAGGACCAACCUGUACUGGCCGGGCACCGCCGAGCCCUUGCUGGUGUCAUCCCCGGAGCACCCGCAGCGCCAGGGCCAGGUCAGCGAGGCCUCCGUGAGCCUCCUAGAUCUCACGCCCACCGUCUUGGAUUGGUUCUCCAUCCCCUACCCCAGCUACACCAUCUUUGGCUCAAAGACCGUCGAGCUCACUGGCCGGUCCCUCCUGCCAGCACUGGAAGCAGAGCCCCUCUGGACCACCGUGUUUGGCAGCCAGAGCCACCAUGAAGUCACCAUGGCUUAUCCCAUGCGCUCAGUGUACCACCAGGGCUUCCGCCUCGUGCACAACCUCAGCUUCAGGAUGCCCUUCCCUAUCGACCAGGACUUCUACGUGUCGCCAACCUUUCAGGACCUCUUGAAUCGCACCGUGGCCGGCCAGCCCACCGGCUGGUACAAGGACCUCCAUCACUAUUACUACCGGGAGCGCUGGGAGCUCUAUGACAGGGGCCGGGACCCGUGGGAGACCCGGAACCUGGCCGCUGACCCUCGCUACGCACAGGUGCUGAGGCUGCUUCAGGCCCGGCUGGCCAAGUGGCAGUGGGAGACGCAUGACCCCUGGGUGUGUGCUCCUGACGGUGUCCUGGAGGACAAGCCCUCCCCACAGUGCCGGCCGCUCCACAAUGAGCUGUGAGGGCCGCUGGGCAUGUGCCCCUCCCCAGGCCUAGGCCCCGACUCCCAGCCAUUUCAGCUGAUGGGGCAGGAGGGGAACAGCCCACAGCCCCUGCCUCUGCAUCCUGCCUGAGGGGUGAGCAGGGCGUGUGCCCUGGCCCUUCCCCCACCCCCACCCCCGUGUUUGGGGACACUGCUGACCUUGUGUCUGAGCCGUGUCCCAGUACAGGAGUUGUAGGAGACCCUGGGAUGGGAUGGAUUCCCAGCCCACAGCAGGUGAGGAUGGUGUGAACAAGGGGUCUUGUUUUCUGAGUUGGGUUGGGGACCUGUGGAUGGAAGGGGCUGGGACCUAGGGUUUGAGACCCUCUUCAUUCUUUGGAACCCGCAGUUGUUCCUGGGCCUUCACCCAAGAGGAGAUGGGGCUUCUCUGAGCCAAGCAGGUGGCGGUGGGCAGGUCCAGGCCUCACUGUCCGUGCUAGCACGGUGUCCGGCUUAAUCCACCGACCCCCAGGCUGUGUUUCCACGAGGCCUCUGGGUCAUGGCAGGCUCCCUUCACGAGUGUCAUCCUGUGGUCUGUGCGGGCGGAACUCACCCUCUGUGUGAACGUCCGGGGGUGAGGCUCUCCCAAACUCUGGCCUGGGCUAGUUCUCCUUGGCUGAGCGCUGGUGUCUGUGGCACAGACGUUGCCUGUAGAGUGCUCCGGAACUGCCCCCCUCUGCCUGCCACAGAGCAGAAGCUCUGCCUAGGGAAACCAGGGGCGGGGAGGGCUUUGUCCCUUGAGUGGCUGGGCAACCCCACCCUUCCCUCUCCCGUCAUCUCCUGGGUGUGUGGGGAGAGAGGCAUAGGCCAGAGCUCCGUAAAAGCUUUUUAUUUUAAGUGAAAUAUAUUUAUAGCAACACUAACCAGAAUUCUAGAGCAGCUUCCAGGGGCACUGCUGUCAGGACACCCUCCUGGGUCCCUGGGCCAGGCACGGUGGCCAUCAGGCGCAGACCACUGAAGAUAACUGUUCAGUCGUUGGGAAACUAUUCACUGGUUCACAUGCCAGUCCCUGUAAACUAGAGUUACUGAGGCAUGACUCUGCCGGAGGCAGGGUGACGCUGACCUUGGGGGCACUGGGGCCACCAGCCUGUGGCCUCAGUGGGUUUAGAAGGAGCCCUUUGACGCUGAAAUGUGAAAGUGAAGUGCAGUGACUCAGGUCAGACCGGUAGGCAGCGGAAGACACCGGCCGCUCCUGGGCUCUGGGAGGCGCAGGAGAUGCCCCCAUCGGGGAGACAUUCUCAGGGCCUCAGGUUCAGACCAUGAGAAAUGCGAAGUCUUGGCGAGAGGCAGAGAAGGUUUACAUAGAAAAAUGAGCAGAUGGUUCAAAAGCCUGUUUAUGGCCUGCACAGGGUGGGAGGGUGAGAGAGCUGGGCUUGUGUAGCGAGCUCCCACAAAGCCAUACUGGCCAGGCCCUGACCUCAAAGGGCAGGACUGUGUUAAUGGGUGCCGGGAUCCCCACAGCCCUGGGAGGGAGGUGCAGGGGGUGGUUAGCAGGGGCUCUGCUCUAUCCACACCACCUUCUUCUGCUCGUCUGCAGUGGCCGCGCGGAUGCAGCCAAGCAGGGAGUCGAGGUCACUCCAGCUGUCGGGGGCCAGACAGCAGUAGAGACAGGGCACUCUGUCCAGCUCGCCCUCUUCCUGCCUGCCCGCGUCCAGGGGCUGCUCCUCCGAGGUGCUGAGCCACUGCAGGGCCUUCCUGCGCAGGCCAGAGAGGAGGACGGGCUUAGGGUGAGAAGCACUGGCUGCCCUGCAGAGCCCAGGACUCCGGCCAUGGGUCCAGAACUCUAGGGGGCUGGCUGCACAGGUGCAAGUUCAAGUGCUUCCAGAUGCAGGCAGCCCCGCUUCCAGGGGUCUGAGGGCAACGACAUCACACAGAGGGGGAUGGGGGCUCAUUGCCACCCUCAGUUGUAAAUUAUAAAAGGGGCAGCAGGAGAUCACUACUAAACACUGUCUUUUGGCAUCUGUCCUCACCUAAUGUGGGUGGGUUCUGACUGCAUAAGCCCCAGUAAACAUGGCCUUACUCAAGUUAAA
Molecule: messenger RNA, 3599 nt
Organism: Manis javanica (Malayan pangolin)
Lineage: Eukaryota; Metazoa; Chordata; Mammalia; Pholidota; Manidae
Gene: SGSH
Product: N-sulfoglucosamine sulfohydrolase
Biological process (GO): glycosaminoglycan catabolic process; heparan sulfate proteoglycan catabolic process
Molecular function (GO): N-sulfoglucosamine sulfohydrolase activity
Source: RefSeq, a predicted model, not a curated record